AUGGUCUAUUCAUCAUUUCGAGAGUGGAUGCUCCUCAGUCUGGCCUUGACGACUGGUUUCCUCGGUACGCAUCGGUUCAUUUUAUCUUCGGAUCCGCAGCGGAUGAUGGGUGGCCGAUUUGUCAAUACCUCCCUUGAUAUUUUGUUUCCCACUAUCGUGGUUUGGGUCGUCGUUUCGAUAAAGUCUGGACGUUCGAACCGGCUCAUGCAGCUAGUCCUUAUCAGCGUACUCGGUGUUGUCUUUGGCGGCCUAAGUCUCCUCUCGAUACUGCGUCUGGAGAUGCUGUUCGGCCCGGUUGUUCGUCGACCGCACGCUUUGAUAAUUCAGCUCAACGUCCGAGGCAUCGUCACUACAUUGGCCGCUUUCCCAAUGUGCCACACGAUCAUCUUCGGCCUUUUUCCACAGCUCAAUCGUUUGCGCAUUGCGGCGCUUGCCCAACGAUUCACGCUUCUUGACCCUCUACCAAAGUUCUUGAUCGUUCUGUGGCUCUGUUUUGGUCUAAUUUCGACCUACCUUUUGCGGUCGUCUCUUCUGCUUGUUGUCUCACUGUCGUAUUUCUUUGCUUUGCGAGUCGGCGACUGA
Molecule: messenger RNA, 582 nt
Organism: Trematosphaeria pertusa
Lineage: Eukaryota; Fungi; Ascomycota; Dothideomycetes; Pleosporales; Trematosphaeriaceae
Exons: 1
Coding region: 1-582 (193 amino acids)
Source: RefSeq, a predicted model, not a curated record